Zingiber officinale is the source of this 588-nucleotide messenger RNA. Its product is annotated as pentatricopeptide repeat-containing protein At2g41080-like. Gene Ontology annotation, biological process: RNA modification. The transcript has 2 exons. The record is from RefSeq and is a predicted model, not a curated record. Gene Ontology annotation, molecular function: protein binding; RNA binding. Lineage: Eukaryota; Viridiplantae; Streptophyta; Magnoliopsida; Zingiberales; Zingiberaceae. Bases 1 to 588 code for a protein of 195 amino acids.
AUGUCCUUCAACAUCCUCAUCGGCGACCUCAUCCACAACGGGGACAUCAAUGCUACCCGCAACCUGUUCAAUGAAAUGCCAGAGAGGAACCUCGCCACCUGGAACGCCAUGAUUGUCAGGCUGGCUCACUUCGAGCUCGACGAGGAGGGACUCGAGUGCUUCCUGAGGUCGAGGAGGGAGGGCUUGCGUCCUGAUGAGUUUGGAAGAGCACAAAAUGGGGACCCUGAAGGGGCCUUCCACCAUUUCAUACUCAUGAAGAAUGUCGGAUUGUUGCCAGACCAUGUAACCUUUGUUAGCAUCAUCAGUGCAUGCUCUGACUUAGAUGCCUUAGCACAGGGGCAACAAGUGCAUGCACAAGUCAUCCAUGUUGGAGUUGGUUCAGUCUCCCCGGUGAGGAGUCCACUGAUAAGCAUGUAUUCCAAGUGCGGUUGUUUGGAGGAUUCAAGCAUGAUAUUUUCUGAAGCUGAUGCAUCAGACCUUGUGCUCUGGAGCUCCAUGAUUGCAGCCUAUGGUUUUCAUGGACGUGGAGAGGAGGCUAACAAGCUGUUUAAUGAGAUGAUCGGAGAAGCCACAAUUAUCAUGCUAUAG